AUGGAGAGCAAGGCGCUGCGCGUGCGUCUGGGGCUGGCGGCCCUGCUGCUGGCCGGCUGCCUGCUGAUGGCGGGCCUGCAGGAGGCCCACGCGACGGCGGCGGAAGCGACGCAGCCGGAGACCACCACGGCGCGCGUGCUCAAGGCGACGGGUGUGGGGUAUAAGCCGGAGGAGGCCAACCCCUACUCGCGCGGAUGCCACGCCCAAAAUGGCUGCCGCGGCUGA
Messenger RNA from Aegilops tauschii subsp. strangulata, 225 nucleotides. Lineage: Eukaryota; Viridiplantae; Streptophyta; Magnoliopsida; Poales; Poaceae. The record is from RefSeq and is a predicted model, not a curated record.